Molecule: messenger RNA, 723 nt
Organism: Terrapene triunguis (Three-toed box turtle)
Lineage: Eukaryota; Metazoa; Chordata; Testudines; Emydidae
Product: ubiquitin carboxyl-terminal hydrolase 37-like
Exons: 3
Biological process (GO): protein deubiquitination
Molecular function (GO): cysteine-type deubiquitinase activity
Source: RefSeq, a predicted model, not a curated record
GUAGGAGAGCUCCCUCAUUCCUAUCGUCUCAUCAGCAUUGUCAGCCAUAUUGGAAGCACAUCCUCUUCAGGCCACUAUAUUAGUGAUGUCUAUGAUAUCAAGAAACAGUCCUGGUUCACCUACAAUGACCUAGAAGUGUCUAGAACGCUAGAGGCCUCUGUGCAGUGUGAUAGAGACCGAAGUGGCUAUAUCUUCUUUUACAUGCACAAGGAAAUCUUCGAUGAGUUACUAGAAACAGAAAAGAACACACAGCCGCUUAGCAUGGAAGUGGGGCGGUCUGUUCGGCAGCCUCUGUGAAGAGCAAAUCCCUUGUUUCUCCCAAGCAUGGAGAAUUCUAAACUUGUGCAAGUCACGCAGGAGUAGCAAACAGCUCAGGGCCAAAACGAGAGACAAAAAGUAAGGCGUAUGGGAUGCUUAACUUGCAGAACCACGCAUGUAAACCUUGGCCUGAACCACACUGGUAAACCUUUGACAUCCCAAAGCACUCCUCCUGUGGUGAGAUUUUUAUUGUUCCAGAAAUAUUUCUGUCAGCAUGGAGCCUUAAAGCGUUACAUCAAGCCACAAGACCACAGCUGCUCAUAAACUGAUGAAACAAUAGUGCAAAAAGAGACUUGACUUUAAAGUCCAUUAACUAUGAUAUGUGAACGGGGAAGAUUUACAUAUCACGUGGCAUUCUGUUUUUUCCCCCACGAGCAAUUAAAGCAAUACAGCCUGCAACCUGGC